GAUCGGGUUGGUGGGCAGGUGGAGCCUCUCAGGCUGUUUCUGUUCGAUGCUGAAUUGAAGCUGUGUCACAGCGGUUGUGAUGAAAAGUCAGCUGCCUGCGGCUCAGGAAUCAUUGCUCUUCUCAACUGACAAGCAGUCUGGUUUCUGAAACAAUAAGGCACAAACAGCUACUAGUUCCAGAUACAAAGAGAGAGAGAGAGAGUGAGACAGUGGCUUUGUCAACUCAGUCACAAGCUCUAAUUUUCCUUACUUGCAAAGAAAGACUGUGCAGAGCGCGAGUCCAAAGCCUCCGGGCUGACGAGGCGAGAUGGCAGAGGCUCACCAGGCUGUGGCAUUUCAGUUCACCGUCACCCCUGAUGGCAUCGACCUGCAGCUGAGCCAUGAAGCCCUGAAGCAAGUCUACUUGUCAGGACUGAGGUCAUGGAAGAAGCGGUUCCGACGGUACAAAAAUGGAAUCCUGACGGGGGUGUAUCCAGCCAGCCCCUCUAGCUGGCUGAUCGUGGUGGUGGCUGUGAUUGCAACAAUGUACGCCCGCGUUGACCCAUCCCUGGGAAUGAUCGAGAAGAUCAGGUGCCAUCUCCCUACAAAUGGCUACCUGUCUAACCAGAGUGAGAGCAUCCUGAGUGGCCUGCUCUUCAGCACUGGCCUGUGGAUCGCCCUGGUCUUCACCAUGCGCCAGACCCUGAAGCUGCUCCUCUCCUAUCACGGAUGGAUGUUUGUCCCACAUGGCAAAACCCCAACCAGCGUCAAGCUCUGGAUGUUGAUAGUGAAGAUCUUCUCCGGCCGCAAGCCACUGACGUACAGUUUCCAGACGUCCCUUCCUCGACUUCCCGUGCCGGCUGUGAAGGACACCAUGAGGAAGGUGCGUUGAGUCUGUCUGACCUUCCUGAAUGACAAAGAGUUCCAGCGAAUGCAGGCCCUGGCGAAGGACUUUGAGCUGAAGGUGGGACCAAGGCUUCAGUGGUAUCUGAAGCUCAAAUCCUGGUGGGCCACCAACUACGUGAGUGACUGGUGGGAGGAGUACAUAUACCUGCGAGGUCGUGGACCCAUCAUGGUGAACAGCAAUUACUACGCAAUGGAUUACCUGUACAUUGUUCCAACACCGGUACAGGCAGCUCGAGCAGGGAACACCAUCCACGCCAUGUUGCUCUACAGACGUAAACUGGACCGCGAGGAGAUCCAUCCCCUCAUGGGUCAAAUCCCUAUGUGCUCAUCCCAGUACGAGCGUAUGUUCAAUUCCAGUCGCAUUCCGGGUUUAGAGACAGAUACUAUGCAGCACCUUAAGGACAGCAAGCACGUGGUGGUGUACCACAAGGGCCGCUACUUCAAGGUGUGGCUCUACCACAGUGGCCGGCUGCUCAGUCCGUGCGAGAUCCAGCUGCAGAUGCAGAAGAUCCUGGAUGAUCAGUCGCUGCCCCAGACCGGAGAGGAGAAGCUUGCAGCUCUCACCGCUGGCGACAGAGUGCCCUGGGCCAAAGCUCGUCAAUCCUACUUCAGCCAGGGUAGAAACAAGCUGUCACUGGAGGCGAUCGAGAAGGCAGCUUUCUUUGUGACGCUGGACGAUACUGAACAGGGAUUCAGGAAGGAGGAGCCCAUAUCUUCACUAGAUAACUAUGCUAAAUCAUUGCUUCACGGCAAGUGCUAUGACAGGUGGUUUGACAAGUCCUUGAGUUUUAUCAUCUUCAAGAAUGGUAAAAUUGGUCUGAAUGCCGAACAUUCCUGGGCAGACGCUCCCAUCAUCGGCCACUUGUGGGAGUACGUGUUGGCCACCGACCAGUUCCAACUAGGAUACACAGACGAGGGUAAUUGCAAGGGAGAGCCUAAUCCCCAGAUCCAGCCACCCCAGCGGCUGCAGUGGGACAUCGAAGAGCCGUGCCAAGAGGUCAUCCAUCAGUCUCUGAGCGUGGCCCAGCAGCUUGCCGAUGAUGUGGACUUCCACUCUUUCCCGUUUGACAAAUUUGGGAAGGGUGUGAUCAAGAAGUGCUGGAUCAGCCCUGAUGCCUUUGUCCAAAUGGCUCUACAGUUGGCACAUUACCGGGACAAGGGUAAAUUCUGCCUCACCUACGAGGCCUCAAUGACCCGCCUGUUCAGAGAGGGUCGCACAGAGACGGUGCGGUCCUGCACCAGUCAGUCCACCCAGUUCGUCCUGGCCAUGGUAAACUCAUCUCAGACGAAUGAAGAGAAACUGAAGUUGUUUAGGUUGGCAGCUGAUAAGCACCAGAGUAUGUAUCGCCAUGCCAUGACGGGAGAGGGUAUCGACCGGCACCUCUUCUGCCUCUAUGUGGUGUCCAAGUACCUGGGGAUGGACUCGCCCUUCCUGAAAGAGGUCUUGUCUGAGCCCUGGAAACUCUCCACCAGCCAGACUCCGGUCCAGCAGAUGAACCUCCACGACCCGAAGUAUGUGUCCAGUGGCGGGGGCUUUGGGCCGGUUGCCGAUGAUGGCUAUGGUGUGUCUUAUAUCAUGGUCGGAGAAAAUCUAAUCAACAUGCACAUUUCAAGUAAAUUCUCCAGCCCCGAGACAGAUUCACAUCGGUUCGGCAAUUAUUUCCAACAAGCCAUGCUCGACAUCCUUGCCCUAUUCGACCUGGACAAGAGGACCAGCAAGUAGCACCAGGCCCCAGGGAUGGAGUUGAGAGGACCAGACCCUGACCCUGGGACAGUGUUUCUGGCUGGUGCUGGUGGCACUUGAUGUGGGACCAUGAGAGUCAUUUUGAACAUCGACAAAUGCACUGCUCCCUGGGACUCCUGUGCUGCGGUGUGGGGUGCCAGCUUAUUCCUUGAGACAUCUGGGGCUGGGCCAGAGCCUCCAGUCUGACAGCAGUGGCCAGGUCCUGUCAGGAGCUGCUGAUUCCAUUGCAAACUGCAUCACAAACGUUGAUCUAGCAUUAUUGCAUGAGAUCUGGUAGAUACUCACUUCCCUUCUCUGCACCAUCAUGAUUAUAAUGCAGAGCUUAUACUUUAAUUGUCCAUCUCUGAACAGUGCUUGAUCAUAAUUCUCAGGAUUGUUCACAUAUACAGAAUGUCAUUGAAGUUCGCAAACGGCACAGGGAGGCAUUGAAUCACGGCUUCUCUAUUAGAACAUUGUCUGACUUGGGGGCAAGGGAUUCACCUCCCUCUCAAGACUCCUUGUGGAGGUUUAUUGAUUUAGUGUGGCUAUUAUGUAAAGAGCCAAUGAAUGUGUUGCAGGUGAUCUCAGUGGUUUAAGUGAAUGCUAUAUAUACUGUGUGUACAGAAUAAAGAGCUGGGGGCCAUUACAAACUA
Molecule: messenger RNA, 3261 nt
Organism: Leucoraja erinaceus (little skate)
Lineage: Eukaryota; Metazoa; Chordata; Chondrichthyes; Rajiformes; Rajidae
Product: carnitine O-palmitoyltransferase 1, liver isoform-like
Exons: 20
Biological process (GO): carnitine metabolic process; fatty acid metabolic process
Cellular component (GO): mitochondrion
Molecular function (GO): carnitine O-palmitoyltransferase activity
Source: RefSeq, a predicted model, not a curated record